Molecule: messenger RNA, 1331 nt
Organism: Galdieria sulphuraria
Lineage: Eukaryota; Rhodophyta; Bangiophyceae; Galdieriales; Galdieriaceae
Product: copper transporter, Ctr family
Exons: 1
Coding region: 25-1272 (415 amino acids)
Biological process (GO): copper ion transmembrane transport; intracellular copper ion homeostasis
Cellular component (GO): plasma membrane
Molecular function (GO): copper ion transmembrane transporter activity
Source: RefSeq, a predicted model, not a curated record
UCACUUUGAGAGGAGCAAGUAAACAUGGCUCAACUGCAGGAGUUUACAGGCUUACCUGCUAUGAUGACUGCUCACGCCUGUGUUGGAUAUUUUGGAGGGGGCUUUUGCUUUCUUGUUGGGACUGCAGUGGCUAGAUAUCUUCGUCAGUCUUGGAAAGUUUAUGUGCAUAUAGCACUGAGCAUCUUUGGAUUCAUCUCUAUAUUGGUUUCAUAUAUUCUGACAGAAAUUUGGCACGAAGGUUUCAUCAUCAUGCAGGACCGUCAUGGUUUCAACGGUUUUACGUUGUUAGUUCUCGCCUUUAUUCAAGUAGUUGCAGGUGUGAUUCGUCCGAGAAAGGAAAGCAAGUUAAGAAAGAACUGGCUAUGGUUUCACCGUUUAUUGGCAAUAUUAGUUAUUGCCAGUUUUGUUUUUCAAGUUUUUACAGGAUUUCGAAGGCUUCAUCGUAUGUUUCAUAUUCAUGUCCAUACCAGUGAAAUUCUUUUCGAGUGUUUUGUUGCAGUAUUCUUUAGUUUGGUUGCCAUAAGUGAGAUGGGUUUGCAUUACCGAACUUGUUGUUCUGUCCCUAUUCAGAGUUUAAGACAAAUGUUUCGUGUUUUUAAGACACACGUUUAUCCUCGAGUUGUUUUCAUCUUCGUGAUAUUAUGUUUUGCUUUUUGUAUCGCAUAUUGGACGUUAUUUAGCACUGCCAAUAGUUUUGCUCCGUGGACCAACCCACCGAUGCCAAUGCCUCCUAUGCAUAUGCCUAUGGCCUUUUUCAUAUAUGAACCGAAUGGCUUUCCAUUGUUCUUUUCCAAACUAAUGGUAAACAGUGCUGGAAGAACCGUAUGUGCAGCAAUCCUAGUGUUCUUGUUGUCUGCUUCUGCAAGUCUGUCCAUGAUCAAGCUGGGCAAGUUGGAAAUGAAAUGGAUUCAAACAAGGCAGACAUGGUCUUGGAGAGUGAUCGGAUCACUUUCUCAUGCAUUUCGACAAUCACUUCAUUAUUUAUGCAUGUUAGCUGUUAUGACAUAUAGUAUUAUACUCUUCUUUGCUAUACUCCUCGGACAUGCCUUUGGAUUCUUUAUCGCUUCUACUCUGUCUGAACAAGAAGAAGUCGGUUAUCAGGAUACCAAGAAAAAGCACGAAAACAUGUCUUGGACUAUUCCACUCAAUUCUUCCGGAGACUUUCAAGUAUCUUAUCCAUCGGAAGCAAAACAUUGUUUAUGUGACCCUAUGACUUGUACUUGUGAACCGAAAUCCUGUAAUAAGCAAGGUGGUUGUAGUUGUGAAAAAUAAAAUUUCAAAUAUUGUAUUCAAAAAUGAUGGUAAUACAUUAUGCAGUCGAGGUUUCCAUG